Messenger RNA from Chrysochloris asiatica (Cape golden mole), 3513 nucleotides. RefSeq names its product Mov10l1, Moloney leukemia virus 10-like 1, homolog (mouse) (gene MOV10L1). The record is from RefSeq and is a predicted model, not a curated record. Gene Ontology annotation, molecular function: helicase activity. The transcript has 26 exons. Bases 1 to 3513 code for a protein of 1170 amino acids. NCBI's taxonomy places the organism in Eukaryota, Metazoa, Chordata, Mammalia, Afrosoricida, Chrysochloridae.
AUGUUACGCCUCGCGGCUAAGAUGCUGGCCUUUUUCUGGAGGCGGGCAGACGUCCCCGUGGAGGCCGGCCGGGAGCUCGCGGAAGGUGAUAGCAAGCUGAAAACGGUACAGGGAGUCGUGACCAGGUACUGCAGCGACUAUGGCAUGAUCAAUGACUUGAUCUAUUUCUCCAAUGAUGCUAUCACGGGCAAAGUGCUUUUGAACGUUGGGCAGGAAGUCAUUGCAACUGUGGAAGAAAACCAAGUGUCAAAUGGACUCAAAGCCAUCAGGGUGGAAGCGAUUUCUGACAGGUGGGAAGAUGAUGGCAAGAAGAGCAUCAGCAAAGAAGUGAGCAGCUCCAACACCCACCUUUUGAUCGGCUGUGUGACUUCACUGUCAGAAGAGGCUGGCUACAUCAACCAGACCACAUACUUCUCACUACAGUGUGUGUGUGAAGGUUUUCAGCCCUGCAAGGGGGACUGGGUGGAAGCCGAGUACUGGAUCCGGCCCGGCACGUGGAACAGCGAGGCGGUCUCUGUGAAACCAUUGCGUUACAAGCGCCUGGACAAGGUCUGCAUUUCCAGCCUCUGUGGGCGAAACGGCGUGAUCGAUGACUGCAUCUUUUUCACCCUGGAGUCAUUGAAGCUGCCCAGUGGUUACGUGCCCUGCCGCAAGGACGUCGUCAACACGCUGGUGGUGGAGAGCAGCCAGUCGUGUUACAUGUGGAGGGCACUGUGCAUAAUGCCUGUGCGGAGACGGGAUCCCUCCUCUCUCAGUGAGGCUGUGGACGAGACCUACGGAGCCCAGUUACUGAAGAACAAAGCAGGAGUGGAAGUGACGAGGACCACCAACUUUGGGACUCUGAAAGAUGGGGAAAGUAAAACUCUGGUGAUCUGGAUAGAGAAUAAAGGUGCCGCUCCCCAACACCUGGUCAGCUGCAGACUGGCUGGCUGGGAUAAAACCAAACAGUUCAGGUUUCAUGUGCCUUGCAAAGAGCGGACGAGCCCUGGGAAGAAGGGUUUUUUGGACAGAGAUGUGAGCUUAUUGAAUCACCACAGAAAAAGUUGGCCCUGCCCAACCCUGGAAGGCAGCCUGGAGGAUUGCGGGAAAGGAGCUCCAGGUACCACUGCAUGUGAAGGAGGAAACAGGGAAGAGAAGGCACAGCUGUGGAGGCAGCGGACCCCAGAGCCAGGUGGACAGAUUCCUGUGGGCCAAAAGAUCUUCGUGGUGGUUACCUGCAAUGCAAAAAACUCCGGUCGCUGCAGGGAGCUCCUCCUCCUCUGCUUCUCUGACUUUCUGGUGGGCCGAUACCUGGACGUGAACGUCGCCACUGCUGAGGAGGGACUGGUCGGCGUCCGAGAACCGUUCUCUUGGAAAAAGUCGAAAAGUCCCCAGGUGGUGUCAUCGCCAAAGACCACCGUCGUCGUGACCACCCAGAAGAGGAACUCCAGACGACAACUGCCGAGUUUUCUCCCACAGUAUCCUAUACCAGACAGACUUAAAAAGUGUAUGGAACAGAGAAUCGACAUUCUGACCUUCCAGCCGUUGCUCGCAGAGCUUUUGAACAUGUCAAACUACAAGGAGAAGUUUUCAACAUUGCUGUGGCUUGAGGAGAUCCAUGCAGAAAUCGAACUCAAAGAGUACAACAUGAGUGGGGUCACCUUGAAAAGGAACGGCAACCUACUGGUGCUGGAGGUCCCGGGCCUGGCGGAAAGCCGGCCCUCACUGUAUGCAGGUGAUAAACUGAUUUUAAAAACUCAAGAAUACAACGGACACGUCAUUGAGUACAUCGGAUACGUGAUUGAGAUUCAUGAAGAAGAGGUAACUCUGAAGCUUAAUCCAGAGUUUGAGCAAGCAUAUAACUUUGAGCCUAUGGAUGUGGAGUUUACGUAUAACAGGACUACAAGCAGACGAUGCCACUUCGCUCUUGAACAGGCCAUCCAUUUAGGGGCAAAAGUGUUGUUUCCCGAAGAAAUCAUUUUACAGUCUCCCCAAGUGACAGAGCGUUGGAGCCAUGUACAAAAUACCACAGAUGAGGGACAGCCUGCCUCCAAGCACAGGAAAACCAGGAAGGAGCAAAGGAAACACACAGCGAGGGCACGACCUGCCAGCGAUGAGGACAUGCUGGGAAUGGUGGCCUUGGCAACAGAGUCCAUAAAUGGAGCUGAGGCCCCAAGAGCAAGAGAGAGGGCGUUUUUCAAUCCAAUGCUGAAUGAGAAUCAGAAGUUAGCAGUCAAACGGAUCCUGAGUGGUGACUGCCGCCCACUCCCGUACGUUCUCUUUGGUCCUCCGGGCACCGGGAAGACCGUGACCAUCAUCGAGGCAGUGCUGCAGGUGUACCAUGCUUUGCCGGACAGUCGGAUCCUGGUCUGCGCCCCAUCCAACAGUGCCGCCGACCUGGUAUGUCUGCGGCUGCACGAGAGCCAACUGCUGCGGCCUGGCGCCAUGGUCCGGGUCAACGCCACCUGCAGGUUUGAGGAGAUGAUCAUCAGUGCUAUCAAGCCCUACUGCAGGGACGGAGAAGACAUCUGGAAGGCCUCACGCUUCCGGGUCAUAAUCACAACGUGUAGCAGCGCUGGUCUCUUCUACCAGAUCGGGGUGAGGGUUGGGCACUUUACACACGUCUUUGUGGACGAGGCAGGACAGGCGAGCGAGCCAGAGUGCCUCAUCCCCCUGGGAUUUAUCUUGGACACCAACGGGCAGAUUAUACUCGCUGGGGACCCCAUGCAGCUGGGGCCGGUCAUCAAGUCCAGGCUGGCCAUGGCCUAUGGACUGAAUGUGUCCAUGCUGGAGAGGUUGAUGGCACGUCCUGUGUACCUGAGAGAUGAGGAUGCCUUCGGGGCCUGUGGUGCCUACAACCCCUUGCUGGUCACCAAGCUCGUGAAAAACUACCGGUCCCACUCAGCCCUGCUGGCCCUGCCUUCCAGACUCUUCUACCACAAGGAGCUGGAAGUCUGUGCAGACCCCACGGUGGUGACGUCCCUGCUGGGCUGGGAGAAGCUACCCAAGAAGGGAUUCCCACUCAUCUUCCACGGCGUCAGGGGCAACGAGGCACGUGAGGGCCGGAGCCCUUCGUGGUUCAACCCCGCUGAAGCUGUUCAAGUCAUGCGCUAUUGCUGUCUGCUCACCCGGAGCCUCUCAAGCCAGGUGUCUGCCAGCGACAUCGGUGUAAUCACACCCUACCGGAAGCAGGUGGAGAAAAUAAAAAUUCUCCUGCGGACCGUUGACUUGAUGGAUAUAAAGGUUGGGUCCGUGGAGGAGUUUCAGGGACAAGAGUACCUGGCCAUCAUCAUUUCCACCGUGCGAUCAAAUGAAGACAGAUUUGAAGAUGAUAGGUUUUUUUUGGGUUUCUUGUCCAACUCGAAAAGAUUUAACGUGGCAAUCACCCGACCCAAAGCACUGCUGAUUGUGCUGGGGAACCCACACGUCCUUGUCAGAGACCCAUGUUUUGGGGCUUUGCUAGAAUACAGCAUCACAAAUGGUGUUUACACCGGCUGCGACCUCCCCCCCGAACUACAGUCUCUGCAAAGGUGA